CUCAGCGCCAAUCGCCAGCGAAGCACAUUGAGAACCACCGCCUUCAUUGCCACUUCCAAAUUCCUCGCCCUCUCCACCCUUUUUCAACUCGAUCUCCCAAACCCUAAUUGACAAAAGCGAAGAGGUGAUGUCUGCUGGGUGCUACGGCGGCUACCUCAGAUCGAAUAGCCCCGUUGAUCCAACCAUGGUCGCGCAAGGAGUUCAUACGGACGGGCGCUUCCUCUUCACCUACGGUACGCUCAAGCGCGGUUUCUCCAACCAUUGCCUCAUCCAAGAUCUGAUCCGCGCCGGCGACGCCUCCUUCGUCGGCUCCUCCCUCACCGUCGGCCGUCUCCCCCUAGUCUGUGGCCCCUACCGCGUUCCUUUCCUCCUCAACUUCCCCGGCGAGGGCGAGCGCGUGGCCGGCGAGCUCUACGCCGUGUCGCCGCGCGGCCUCACCCGGAUGGACGAGCUCGAGGGCACCCUGCGCGGCCACUACGAGCGCCUCCCGAUCUCUGUCGCCGUCCUCGGAGAUCCCCACUCCGCGGAAGCGGAGGUGGCCGCCGAGGCGUACUACGCGCACCCGAGCUACGCUAGCGAGCUAUGGCGGCGCAAUGGCAAGAGGGGAUACAAGGUGUACUCGGAGAAGGAGGCCACGGGGUACGUGAAGCGGAUGGAUCGACCACAAGACAUCUCCUUCCUCGACCAGAUCCGCCUCUUCGUCGCCUCGUCCAGGUCUUAAUUGGAACGUACGGAUCAAGUAUGACACGGACGAUUACCACCUUGACUCAUAUCGAAGUGCUACGAGAGCAAAUUCAGGAGAUCGAGUAUUGCUUCUAUUUAUGGAGUUAGUAGACACAUUGAAUGACAAAAUAAAUUAUUCUGGAAACUCGAGCGGCAAGAGUUUCCAGUCUUAGACAAUUACAGGAUCUAGGCUUUGAUAGGUUCAUUGUCGGAGAAUCCCAAGGUGGUAGCAGACUAUAUAUGGGGGCUCCAUAAAGGACACGUCACAUAUUCAGAGUUAUGCGCGGAACUGCUUCACCAUAUGGAUGAAGAGGAUCUUGAAGAGCCUGAAGAGAAUCCUAAAGAGUUUGAGGAAGAUCCAGAAGAGGAUCCGAUUGUGGAUCUGAUGGAAAAUCCUGAAGUUGUCCCAUCUGUUAGUUAGAGUCCUA
Messenger RNA from Zingiber officinale, 1151 nucleotides. RefSeq names its product putative gamma-glutamylcyclotransferase At3g02910. The record is from RefSeq and is a predicted model, not a curated record. The transcript has 2 exons. Lineage: Eukaryota; Viridiplantae; Streptophyta; Magnoliopsida; Zingiberales; Zingiberaceae. Gene Ontology annotation, molecular function: gamma-glutamylaminecyclotransferase activity. Bases 128 to 721 code for a protein of 197 amino acids.